AUGUCUCGCGUCGGAGACCCCUACGAUUACGACGAACCGCCGCGGCGCCACAGAUCUCAUCACCAUCACCAUGAUCGAGAUGAUCGCGAGCCACGAUAUGUCGCGACUGAAGAAACAUAUGUGAGAGGAUCAGGAGCAGCCGGAGUGCCUUUCGCACCCGAACCACCAUAUGCAACUCGGCAAACCGAUCUCAUCCGACCAAUCCGCCAAGAUAGCGAUCUGUCAAUCGAGGAGGUUAGGAGGGACUUCCCGCCGCCGGGCGCUGAAGGCUAUGUUACCAGCCGGUACGGCCCGCAAACUCGCUCUCGGUCAACCGAACGUGGUUCCCAAUACGGAUCAUACCUUGGCCCAGAUCCACGACGCUCCUACAACGAUUUCGAUGACCGUCGAAGCCGCACAAGCUCAACUUACGAAGAAAAGAAGAUCGAGCCCCGUCGCCAUUCACUUUCUCGAAACCAGAAGAUUCUAGCGGCAGUCGGAGGAGCAGCUCUGGCUGUGGGUGGCAAAGAGCUGUGGGACCGUAGACAAGCUUCCCAUAAUGACCGACCGGUCUCCCGAAAUGCACUUUCGACAGCUGCGAUUGGUGCGGCUGGCGCGUUUGCUGCUUACGAAGGAGCUGAACUCUACGCAAAGCGCGCUCACAAGGAGGAGAAAGUGAAGACAUACACUGCCCAUCGUGGCCGAAACGGCGAGGUAGCUGAGUACUACUCAUCAGAGGACGAAAAGGAGCCGAAGAAGAGCCGUCGCAAGUCUAUCGUCGAAGGUGCUUUAGGACUCGCGGGCUUAGGUGGGGCAGCUGCGGCAGCCAAAGGCCAUGGAGAUAGGAGUCGAAGAGGAAGCCCCGAUAGCGGUCACUCUAGAAGAAGCAAAUCUCGAGGACGAAGCCGAAGCGGAGGUAGGUCAGAAGGAGCUGCCAAAUUUCAACAAGCGGCUAAAGCUGCUCUGUUGGCUGGGGCUACCGAAGCCUUUCGAGUCCGCAAAGAACCUGGAGGUUGGGGGGGAGCUAAGGGCAAACGCAUUCUUACUGCGGCAAUCGGAGCUGGCGGUAUUGAUGCUGCGGCGGAUCGCAACCCUGAUGUGCACAGCAAGCGCCACAUCCUCGAGGCUGUGGUUGGAGGCUUGGCCGGUAACCGCUUGAUAAAUGGUUCGAGAAAAGAGGUUGAGAGGGAGGAAAGAUCCAGAUCACGAUCCCGUGCACGAUCCCGCUCGCGCUCCCGCGCUCCUGAUGGAAGUGGGGGCCUUGGUAGUGGUGCUGGUCUUGCCGCGCUUGCAACUGCUGGCAUUGGCGCGCUCGCGGGAAAGAAGUUUUUAGACGACAGACGUGAGAAAUCCCGGGAGCGAUCCCGGGAGCGAUCGCGAUCCCGUAGCCGACGCAGAGGCAGCCCGGACUCUUAUGAUAGCCGCAGUCCAUCCCCGAGACGCGACAAACAUAAGAGAAGUAAGAGCGUUUCGGACUAUGCCAGGAAAGGGCUUGCUGCUCUGGGAAUCGGAGAAGCUGCACACGAGGCUAGCCGUAGCCGUGGGGAUGUAGUCGAGGAGGAAACUGUUGUUCGUCAUAGGCGUCGACCAUCCGAUGAUGAUGAUGAUGAUUACUAUGAUGACCGUCGCCAUCGCAACUCCGGCUCCUCCCGCGGUGAUGUAUACGGUGAUCCACGAUACGCUGAUUCUAGGGGAGGUCGAAGUUCACGAGCAAAGGAUGGACGAAGAAACAGGGCUGUUGCUGAAGGAAAGCUAGACCCGGAUUCGGAUUCAGACAGUUUGGGAUCCUCGUCGGGUGAUGAGAAACGCAUCAAGAAGAUGAAAGGUAAGCAAUUUCUUACCAUGGGCCUGGCUACUGUUGCCACAAUUCAUGCUGCACACAAUGUCUAUCAGAGUAUGGAGAAGCGUGAAGCUCGGAAGAGGGCAGUGCAGGAGGGUGAGAUGAGCCUCGAGGAGGCACGAAAGCUCAAGGGGAAGGCUUUGUUGCAAGAUGCUGCGUCUAUCGGCAUUGCUGCACUAGGUAUCAAGGGAGCAAUCUCGGAAAUCAAGGAAGCGAAUGAGAUGCGACAUCAGUGCAAAGAGUUCCUAGAUAAGAAGGAAGAGCGUCACAGGAAGCGCCUUGAGCGUCUUGAGCGUCAGAGAAAUGGCAAUGGGGAUAGUGGGAUCAGUGCCAGACAUAGAGCGGACGACUACUACCAAGCACCUCCCGGCCGUCGCAUUGAUUAUGGCCCCCACUAUGCCGAUGGGAAUCCAUAUGGCAACGCUCUACCCGCGCCACCUGUUGGCUAUCAUGAUGGAAGAUAA
Messenger RNA from Amorphotheca resinae ATCC 22711, 2283 nucleotides. RefSeq lists its product as hypothetical. NCBI's taxonomy places the organism in Eukaryota, Fungi, Ascomycota, Leotiomycetes, Helotiales, Amorphothecaceae. The transcript has a single exon. The record is from RefSeq and is a predicted model, not a curated record. The coding region runs from base 1 to 2283 and encodes 760 amino acids.